AUGGACGAGCAGUUUCAGAUGUACAAGACCCCGGGCCAAAACGACAUGCACAUGGACCGCCUGUAUGAACUGAUGACCUCCUUGGGGUACAUGACCAUCGAUGAGGACAUGAUCACUCAGAUUAUGGCGGACAUCACGCCUUAUUCCUCGAUCGACUUGGCGGAGCUUACGACCUUCCUGACAAAGUAUGCCAGGCAUGAGCAGCAGACGAUCAGGUCCGCCUUCGACGAGUUCGACGAGGACGACUCCGGGGAGCUGUCCACCUCCGAGGUUCAGGCAGUCCUGGAGGCGAUGGGCUGUUCGCCCUUUAGGGGCACCCUGCAGAGGCUCAUUGAAGCCGUGGACACCAACCUCUCAGGCACUCUGGACUUCAACGAGUUUUUGUCCCUUUUGCUGGUCUACAGCCAGACGGAUGGCUUCAGCCACAAGGAGGUCCGCCAGAUCUACCGCACCUUCUGCCGCUUUGCCAACGACUCCGCCGGGGUGAAGAAGGUCCCGGAGUUCCGCCUCAGCGCGGCUCUGAUCUUCGACUUCGGGGCGCAGGCGGCGGAGUUGGCCAGGCAAUUGGCCAAGGCCGACAGCCGCAUCUUGCGGCGGGCAAAGUCCAUGUGGAAGUUGGCCGCCACGAACAAGCGGCCGCAGGACAAGUCCCAAGGCCUUACCUUCAGGCAGUUUGUGGCGUGGUCCAGGCGGAUGAAGGAAGCCGAGAUCAGCGAAUACGUACGGCAGUUCAAGAAGUUCGACCAGAGCCAGGACGGCGUGCUGGACCGCUCCGAGGUGAAGCAGCUGCUGAAGAAGAUGGGCUACAUGCCGCUGCGCUCCACCAUCCAAUCCCUCUUCGACUCUGUGGACGGAGACCAAGAUGGCACUGUGAACUUGGAAGAAUACUUGGACGUUAUGGACUACUUCAAGAAGUGGGACGGCUUCACCGGCCAGCAGGCCGAAGAGCUUUUCAAGGUGUUCAACAGGUUUGCCAAAGACGGGGAGAUUUCCACCAUGCAGAUCAUGGACUUGCUGAGAUCCAUGGGCAUCAACACCAGCCUGCGUAAGAUCCAGCAGCUGGUGGCCAAGGUGGACGUGGAUGAGACGCACUCCUUGGAUUUCAAGGAGUUCCUGCGGCUCAUGCGCCUGCUGCGGGAAGCAGAGCUGGAGCAAGCGCGGCAGGCCUUCACGCUCACCUUGCAGGACUCCCUUUCGAAGGCUGAGUUCUUGGCACUCGACCCGGAUGAGGAGGGCGUCAGGAUUCCGGCGGACAAGAUCGAGCUUCCGCUGAAGCUGAUGGGCUUGCAGACGCAUGCGCUAGAGCUGCGUCAGCUCCUGGACAGGUAUGCGCAGGAGGACCAGCUGGAUUUUGAUAGCUUCGUGGAUAUAGUGGAUCACCUGCGCAGGCAGCGGCUGGCAGCGAUCAAGAAGCAGGCCUGCUUCAGCGAUGCCGAAGUGGUGCAGUACCGAGAUAACUUCAGGGUCUAUGACGGCGAUGGCAGCGGGGAGAUCGACCGCGACGAGAUCCCCUUGAUCCUGCAGCCCAUGGGCCUGGAGCUGCGCACCAAGGAGGACCAGAGGCGCCUGAUGACCCUGAUCAGCGACGCCCGCAAGUGGGCCGCCGAGAGCGGCGUGCCGCCCAAGGAGUGUGGGAAGCACGGCACCGCGGCGGUGCGCUUCCCCGUGUUCCUCUUCAUGUGCCGGCUCCUGCAGCGGGAGAAGGAGGCCAAAGCACUCGCCGAGGAGGAAGAGGAGGCAAGGAUCCUGGGAUUCGGGCAGGCACAGGUGAAGAAGCUGCACGCGAAGUUCGGCUUUUGGACGGUGAGGACUCUGGAGCAGUCUCAGGAGGCUGCGGAGGAUAUGGAGGAAGUCAACGAGACCAAGCUGACGCUGCCGGUGGAUGCCUUCUGCCAGCUGUGCACCCACAUCAACCCGAGGUUGGAGGACAGCGAUGUCGACGAGCUCCGCUCCGUCCUUCCUGCGAUCCGAGCGUUACCUCGCAUACGAAAUGAGGAUGGGGUGAAUGAGCUGCUGGAGACAGAGCAGCCGGAAGUUCUUCAAGAAGUCAAGGAGGUGAGCUUUCCCUUGUUUGUUCGCAGCAUCAAGUGGAUGUUGGCGCGCAACAUCAAGGAGAUGCAGGAAGCGCUGAAGCUCUAG
Messenger RNA from Effrenium voratum, 2139 nucleotides. The record is from the annotation of a GenBank genome assembly. NCBI's taxonomy places the organism in Eukaryota, Dinophyceae, Suessiales, Symbiodiniaceae.